CGAGGUUAUUGACCGGGCAGUAGCUUGUCGAUAAUUUGAUUGGUUGGAUAAUUACCAGAAGUGGGUGAUAUGGCAGCAAAUGGGAAUGCAUCAAGGGGGUCUAUAUGUACAAUUAACGUGAAUACUUUCAGUAGACGACUGCAAGUCCUUUACACAAACUGGCGUCUCCACAAAGACGAGUUGUGGGGUUCUGCCGAUGCGCUCGUUGUGGCCACGCCACCGCCUUCGAACGAUUUGCGCUACCUCAAGUCUUCGGCUCUGAAUAUAUGGCUGCUUGGUUACGAGUUUCCAGAGACAAUUAUUGUUUUCACGGACAAACAUAUCCAUUUUAUGUGCCGGCCGAAAAAGGCAUCGUUGAUCGAGGUUGUGAAGAAGUCUGCUAAAGAGACCGUUGGUGUUGAUGUUGUCGUGCAUGUGAUGGCAAAAAACGACAGUGGAAGUAGUCAAAUGGAUUCCCUUCUCGAUUCUAUUCGUUCGGUGUCAAAUUCAGUCGGAUAUAUUGCUAGAGAAGCCCCGGAAGGGGAACUGUUGGAGAUGUGGGCUGAUAAAUUGAAAGGUUCGGGCCUGCUAUUGAGUGAUAUGACGAAUGGAUUGUCCGAUCUUUUUGCCGUUAAGGACAAAAACGAGAUUACGUGUGUAAAGAAAGCGUCGUACUUGACUGCUUGUGCAAUGAAGAACUUUGUGGUUCCGAAAGUUGAAAAGGUGAUUGAUGAGGAGAGGAAAGUCACACAUGCUUUGCUGAUGAACGACACGGAGAAAGCUAUAUUGGACCCUGUGAAGAUUGGUUUUAACCUAAAGAGUUUUAACCCGAAGGCUGAUACCGUGGAUAUCUGUUACCCUCCGAUUUUUCAGAGUGGGGGGAAAUUCGAUUUGAGACCGACUGCUUCGAGCGAUGACGAGUUUUUGUACUACGACUCUUCCAGUGUCAUCAUUUGUGCAAUCGGCUCGAGUUAUAACAGCUAUUGUUCUAACAUAGCAAGAACAUAUCUUAUUGACUCGAAUGUCGUGCAGAGUAAGGCUUAUGAAGUUCUUCUUAAGGCUCACGAGACAGCUAUUCUCGCAUUGAAGCCUGGAAGGAAUAUGAGUGUUGUUUAUGAGGCAGCUCUUGCUGUAGUGAAGAGAGAUGCUCCUGAGCUAGUUCCGAACCUGACGAAAUCUGCUGGGACAGGCAUCGGUUUGGAGUUUCGUGAAUCAGGGUUGGGUCUUAAUGCAAAGAACGAACGAUUGAUUAAAGCGGGAAUGGUUUUCAAUGUAUCACUUGGUUUCCAAAACCUACAAGCAAAUACGAGCAAUCCAAAGAGUCGGACUUUUUCGAUGCUGCUUGCCGAUACAAUUAUUGUGACGGAUAAUGGUAGUGAUGUUGCCACCUCAGCUAGCUCAAAAGCUAUGAAAGAUGUUGCCUACUCGUUCAGUGAAGAUGAAGAAGAGGUGAAAGUGAAACACGAGCCUACAGAAAAAGACGUUGUAUUUGCCAAAGCAACGCUUCGAUCAGACAAUGGGGAGAUGACGAAGGAAGUACUCCGUAAGCAGCAUCAGGCCGAACUCGCCCGCCAAAAGAAUGAGGAAACCGCUCGACGCCUAGCUGGCGCUGGAUCUAGUAAUGGAGAUGGAAGAGCCGCUGCAAAGACGGCAAACGAUCUAGUUUCGUAUAAAAGUGUGAACGAACUUCCUCCGCCCAGGGGAAUGACGAUUCAGAUUGACCAAAAGCACGACGCGAUUCUAGUACCUGUUUACGGGAUUAUGGUUCCUUUCCAUGUUGCUACUGUGAAGACCGUUACCAGCCAGCAAGAAACGAAUCGAAACUGUUGCAUACGAAUCGUCUUCAAUGUGCCGGGCACACCCUUCACUCCUCACGAUGCGAAUUCUUUAAAGAAUCAGAGUGCUAUUUACUUGAAGGAGGUUUCGUUUCGUUCAAAGGAUUCGAGGCACAUAAGCGAAGUGGUGGGGCUGAUUAAAACCCUCCGGCGUAAUGUCAUGGCUAGGGAGUCUGAAAGGGCUGAGAGGGCUACUCUUGUCGGUCAGGAGAAACUCGUGCUUUCCGGUAACAAGUUUAAGCCGAUAAAAUUGCAUGAUCUGUGGAUACGCCCCACUUUUGGAGGGCGUGCGAGAAAGUUAAUGGGUUCGCUCGAAGCACAUACGAACGGUUUACGGUACUCCACUACAAGAAAUGACGAGCGUGUGGAUAUUAUGUACGCGAACAUAAAACAUGCCUUUUUCCAGCCAGCGGAGAAGGAGAUGAUUACGCUCCUUCACUUUCACUUACACAAUCACAUUAUGGUUGGAACAAAGAAAACUAAAGAUGUGCAGUUCUAUGUUGAAGUAAUGGAGAUGGUCCAAACAAUCGGAGGUGGAAAAAGAUCCGCUUACGACCCGGAUGAGAUCGAGGAGGAACAGAGGGAGAGAGAUCGAAAGAACAAAAUAAACAUGGAUUUUCAGAAUUUCGUUAACCGUGUGCACGAUCUGUGGGGUCAGCCCCAGUUUCGAGACCUUGAUUUAGAGUUUGACCAGCCUUUACGAGAGCUCGGUUUCUACGGUGUUCCGUACAAGUCAUCGUCUUUCAUAGUCCCAACUUCGAGCUGUUUGGUUGAGUUUGUAGAGACUCCUUUCGUCGUGAUAACACUGAGCGAGAUUGAGAUUGUCAAUCUCGAGAGAGUUGGUCUUGCGCAGAAGAAUUUCGACUUGGCCAUUGUUUUUAAAGACUUCAAGCGCGAUGUAAUGAGGAUUGAUUCAAUCCCGUCUUCUUCGAUUGACGGGAUUAAAGAAUGGCUAGAUACAACAGACAUUAAGUACUACGAGAGCAGGUUGAAUCUGAACUGGCGCCCGAUUUUGAAGACCAUAAUGGAUGAUCCGAAGAAGUUUAUCGAUGAUGGCGGAUGGAAUUUUUUGAACUUGGAAGGUACGGAUUCGGAUUCGGAUAAUUCGGGUGAGUCUGAUUUGGGUUAUGAGCCGUCUGAUGUGGAGCCUGAUUCCGCAUCGGAAGAUGAUGAUUCGGAUAGUGAGUCUUUGGUUGAAUCGGAAGAUGAUUCGGAGGAAGAGUCGGAGGAAGAGAAGGGGAAGACUUGGGAGGAGCUUGAGAGAGAAGCUAGCAAUGCCGAUAGAGAGCAUGGGGCGGAGUCGGAUAGUGAGGAUGAGAGGAGGAGGAGGAGGAAGAUUAAGGCGAUGGGAAAAUCGAGGGGCGGCGGCGGCGGCGGCUCUAGUGGUGGUGCCGCCGCAAAGAGGACGAGGUUCAGAUAGAUUAUUAAAGAAGACUAAUGUUUUAGUUGUUUUAGAUUUUGAAUUUAUUAUGCCGAACAUUUUAGAUUUUGAAAAUAUUUAUCACCUACUG
Messenger RNA from Erythranthe guttata (spotted monkey flower), 3325 nucleotides. RefSeq names its product FACT complex subunit SPT16. Gene Ontology annotation, biological process: transcription elongation by RNA polymerase II. The record is from RefSeq and is a predicted model, not a curated record. NCBI's taxonomy places the organism in Eukaryota, Viridiplantae, Streptophyta, Magnoliopsida, Lamiales, Phrymaceae. Gene Ontology annotation, molecular function: nucleosome binding. Gene Ontology annotation, cellular component: FACT complex.